This is a messenger RNA of Paraglomus occultum, 741 nucleotides long. The record is from the annotation of a GenBank genome assembly. NCBI's taxonomy places the organism in Eukaryota, Fungi, Glomeromycota, Glomeromycetes, Paraglomerales, Paraglomeraceae.
AUGCCCAAAUCAAAGAGACUAUCAUUCACAAAUUCAUCUUUUAAAUUAUGUUAUCUUAACUCUCCGUCUCUUAUUACAAUUCGAUCUCUAGCUACAUCAGCAUCGUUGCCACCGCGACGUCCGCAAUCCUCUUCAAAAAAUUCCGCUCCAUCUCGUGGCAUUCCGUUGUAUCGAAACAAAUCAAUGCUUAUGUAUACAACAUCGGUACUGAUUUUACUUGUCGGUCUAACUUAUGCCAGUGUCCCCCUCUACCGAAUGUUCUGUUCAUCCACGGGAUUUAUUGGAACACCAAUCACUGAUGCUUCUCGAUUUACAGCGGAUAAGCUUAUUCCGGAUUCGUCCUCCUCGCGUAUAAAAGUCACAUUUACUGCAAAUACAUCGCAAGCACUCCAAUGGAAAUUUGUUCCAGAACAGCGUGAAGUACAUGUACUUCCCGGAGAAACUGCCUUGGCAUUCUAUAAAGCGAAGAAUACGUCACAAGAAGAUAUUAUUGGAAUAGCUACAUAUAAUGUAACACCUGACAGAGCAGGACAAUAUUUCAACAAAAUACAAUGCUUUUGCUUUGAAGAGCAGAAGUUGAAAGCUGGCGAGGAAGUUGAUAUGCCCGUGUUUUUCUUUUUAGACCCUGAGAUUGCAAAGGAUCCAUUUACAAAAAAUAUCAGGACAGUUACUUUAUCUUAUACGUUCUUCAAGGCACGAUAUAACAGUAAAGGGUCUCUUGUGCCGAUUCCCGUAAAAUAA